Molecule: messenger RNA, 1259 nt
Organism: Cottoperca gobio
Lineage: Eukaryota; Metazoa; Chordata; Actinopteri; Perciformes; Bovichtidae
Gene: rpe
Product: ribulose-5-phosphate-3-epimerase
Exons: 6
Coding region: 1-687 (228 amino acids)
Biological process (GO): carbohydrate metabolic process; pentose-phosphate shunt
Molecular function (GO): D-ribulose-phosphate 3-epimerase activity
Source: RefSeq, a predicted model, not a curated record
AUGGCUUACAGUGCAAAGAUCGGUCCGUCCAUCCUGAGCAGCGACCUGGCCUGUCUGGGACGCGAGUGCGUGCGGAUGAUGGGGUGCGGGGCAGAUUACCUGCACCUCGACGUUAUGGACGGGCAUUUUGUCCCUAACCUCACAUUUGGACAUCCCAUGGUAGAGUGCUUAAGGAAGUCAGUAGGCCAGGACCCUUUCUUUGACAUGCACAUGAUGGUGUCUCGGCCGGAGCAGUGGGUGAAGCCCAUGGCUGCAGCAGGAGCCAACCAGUAUACAUUCCACAUAGAGUCCACCACCAACCCUGGUAACCUCAUCAAAGAGAUAAGAGAGAGUGGCAUGAAGGUGGGUAUGGCCAUAAAGCCUGGUACUACUGUUGAAGAGCUAGCACCCUGGGCUAACCAGAUCGAUAUGGCUCUGGUCAUGACUGUUGAACCUGGCUUUGGAGGACAGAAGUUCAUGGAGGACAUGAUGCCCAAGGUGAGUUGGUUGAGGAGUCAGUUCCCUUCAUUAGACAUUGAAGUAGAUGGAGGAGUUGGCCCCGACACCAUUCACAAGUGUGCAGAGGCAGGAGCCAACAUGAUAGUGUCGGGCAGCGCUGUGAUAGGCAACGACGACCCUCGUUCCGUCAUCGCUCUCCUGCGCACCGUGGUGGCCGAGGCAAUCCAGAAACGUUCGCUGGACCGCUGAGAUGUCCUCUUUGUGACUUCCUACCUGCCCCGUCCCAGCAACACAACACAGCAGCCAGGGGAACAGACUGAAUACAGGACAUUUUUGGGGUUGAGGUCAGGGGUCACGGUCAGAGCAGGGGGCUGAUUGCCAAAAGUGGAAUCACUUUAAUGUAAGUGAAGCUGCACCGUGCCUCGACAAAACUUUUUAAACUUCACCCUGUCACAAUCUCCUCUCUGAGCAGUUAACUCUGAGUGAGUCUCAUCUCGGCAUUGGGAACAACCAUUGCAGGAUGGAGCUGAGGUUAAGCUUAUUUCACAUCUGUAAACAUUCCUGAAUAUUGUUUGACACUGUUUUAAAAUGUAAUUAAGUAAAUAAAAUGGUCCAAGGAGCACUGUGUUUAGUAUAUCUUCAGUUUUAGCGAGUACUUUUCCGACGUUCAUCCGAAAUCAUGUUUCAUACAUCAUUAAACGGUUUUGGCUCAUUUUAGCUGUUUUGUUGAAAUAAGCCAUUCACACUUGCCCCACUACUGAGCAUACAUAAUGUACACUUCUAAAUUCCAUGGUUUUGCUAAUUAAAAAGACUCCAAUGAA